This is a messenger RNA of Polistes dominula (European paper wasp), 552 nucleotides long. RefSeq lists its product as uncharacterized. The record is from RefSeq and is a predicted model, not a curated record. Lineage: Eukaryota; Metazoa; Arthropoda; Insecta; Hymenoptera; Vespidae.
GAUUCUUUCGAAUGUUUAUUAAUGGUGCACCGUGCAUUUCGUGUGCAAAAAUGUCAGAUAAAAACAAUAGGAAAUCUCGACGAGUAUAUUUCGCUACGGAAAAAAAAACAAGCUGUUGAAUUGAUACAAAAUAGGUUAAGUAAUAAUAAGCGAAGUUGGGAUAAUGAAAAUGAUGAAAAGAAUCAGAAAAUGAGACAGCAUUGCACAAGUACGACAUUACAAAGGAUAUCGGAUUAUAUGUCUUUUAUAGGAUUUUCUAAAAGCUUAUUUAUGUUAGAAAUUAAGUCACAUUUAGGAAAACAAAACUGGAAGCAUAUACAACAUCUAUAUCCACUCUUAUUAGAUUAUUCGAAUGAUAUUGAAUAUGUAAUCUGGCGUUACGCGCUAAUUAUUUUUUUGUAUAGCCCCAAUAGCGAUUCAUCCAACUUGCAACAAUUUUUAGAAAUUUGUGUUGGUAAUCAUAGACUCAAUGAUAGAAAAGAAUUGGAAAGAUUAUUACUAUUAGAAUGUAGGAACUCGAUCAAUUCAUAAAUGAAAGUAUUAACCAAAAAA